AAUGGGUAUUUAUGUUUUGUUUUUAAUAUUUAUAUUAGUUAGAAGCAUAAGUAUAAUCAGUUGAAUAGAAUAGAAUAUUUAUUCAUUAUAAUGGAUGGGGAAAUAGAUGGGAUGAAUGGAUAGAUAUCUAAUCUCCUCGGAUAGCUAUUUUUCGUACAUAUACUGUAGGUAGUAUUAAUCAAGAAUUCUUAUCUCCAAAUCCUGUUAGUGAUCCUGAUUGUGAAGUAGAGAAAUAAGAAAUUGAUAUGCAUAAAUUUAUUUUUGAUGUAGGACAUAUGAUGAAUUAAGUUACUUAAUAAUUAAUUGAAUUUGGAAGGUAUACAAAUAAUAAAAGAAUAGCUGAAAAAUAGUUAUAAUUAUAAUAAUAAUACUAAUAAAUGUUCAAUAAUAAAAAUAAGGAAGUAAAUAUUGAUGAGAAUAAUCUCGAAAUAAAAAGAAAAGAAAAAGAAUUAAAUGAAUAUGAAAUUAAAUCUAGUUUGAUUGGUUCAUAAUUAGCACCUAUUUUUGAUAGAAUGGGUAGAAUGAUGACAGAUUUAGCUCCUCAUUUAGCUUUAAUGGGAUCUAAAACAUAAAGAAUGAACAAUAAUAAUAAUUAAUAAUAAUUACUUUUUUAGGUUCCGGUGACUUUAACACCUAAUGAAAUUUAUUAAUCAUAAUAAAAUGCCCCAACAUUGCAUAGUCGUUUAGAAAUUAUUAGUAAUAGACUAGCUAUACUGAGAAUGACUGAAUAUAUUCAAUAAGAAGAAAGUGAUGACGAUCAUCGUAAUAAUAUGUGAUUUUAUACAUUAUUAGUAUAAUUAUUACAUAUAAUAUAUUAAUUUAAUCUAAAGAGCAAAAUUAAACAAAAUUCAAAAACCUAAAAUAAUAAAAAAUCCUUAAUAAAAUCUUAAUAUAGGUAAGUAUAAUGAAGCACUUCCUAGAUAAUAAAUUUUUAUUUAGUGAAUAUCGUAUUAAUUAUACUCUACAACUUGUAUUGAGUAAUAAUUAAAUUAUGAUCCAAUUUAGAAAGUAUUUUUCAUUUAUAUAAUCAAACUUGUAAAAUAUGUUCACAUCAAUUACUAUUAUUUUUUGAGUCUCUUAUUUAUUCUCAAAUUAAAUAGAUUGCCCAUUCAUAUCUUUUAUGAAACAAUAAGAAAAUCCUUAUUCUGAAAUAAAAUUAUGGCCAUUACAAUAUUGUUUAUUAUGUGCCAUUGUUUUAUUUACUAAUUCUAUUAUUUAAGUUGUGGUUCUUUUAAAAUUAGAUUAAGGAGGAAUAUUUUUGGUGAGAAUUACACAAGUAGUAUAAUGUGCAUUCUAUUUUAAACAGUAAAUUAAAGAUAUUUAUACUAUUUUGAUUAUUCUACUUUGCUUUUUAAGCUAUAUAUCAAGUCUAUAUUAUAUUUUUACAUUAAUCUUCAUUCGGUUUUUCAUUUAAUUAUAUUCAGCAGAUAAAAUCUAUUGA
Messenger RNA from Paramecium sonneborni, 1441 nucleotides. NCBI's taxonomy places the organism in Eukaryota, Ciliophora, Oligohymenophorea, Peniculida, Parameciidae. The record is from the annotation of a GenBank genome assembly.